This is a messenger RNA of Drosophila biarmipes, 673 nucleotides long. Its product is annotated as cancer-related nucleoside-triphosphatase. The transcript has 2 exons. Gene Ontology annotation, molecular function: ATP hydrolysis activity. The record is from RefSeq and is a predicted model, not a curated record. Lineage: Eukaryota; Metazoa; Arthropoda; Insecta; Diptera; Drosophilidae. The coding region runs from base 68 to 646 and encodes 192 amino acids.
UUCCAUUCCUGGUUGAUCUAGUUCACUCUCAAAAUAUUCCUUAUAUUAGUAACCAAAAUAAACCGGCAUGGAAAGUUCAGUUCUAACGAUUGUUCUUAUUACAGGACCCCCAGGAGUGGGCAAAACGACUCUAGUCCGCAAGAUUUGCUCGUUUCUGCGGGACAAGGAACACCUGCUCCAAGGCUUCUACACAGAAGAAGUGCGAGGCAAGGGAACAAGCCAAAGAAUCGGUUUCGAUGUGGUAACUUUGGCAGGAAAACGGGGAUUCCUGGCUCGAGAGCAGCCAGGAGACCACCUGCGACGCCCCAAAGUGGGCAAGUAUUCCGUGUUUGUCCAAGAUUUUGAGGAUCUUGCAUUGCCGCUGUUGAACAUCAAGGACUCGCAGUCAGAACCAGCGCUCCUAGUCAUCGAUGAAGUGGGCAAAAUGGAGCUGUUUAGCAGGCGUUUCGAGUCGGCUGUGGUUGAUCUUCUAAAGAAAAAGAGACCCUUGUUGGUAACCAUACCCGAAAAAUCCAGCUUACCUUUGGUGGAACAGCUGAGGAAAACCCCAAACUCAGUUCUUUACCAAGUGACCAAAUCCAAUAGGAAUACUUUGGCAGGCGAAAUCACAGAUCUCAUUGCAAAGUCUCUGCUUGUAACAAAAUAAACUUGUUGGUCUUUUUAUUAGUGGCUA